CUAAAAUAUUUUAUAGAAAUCAAUAAUCCAACUACACAUCGGAAAAGGAAUCCUAGUACCGCACACACUUUUCCUACUUUCACCUCUAUAAGAAAAAAUAUUUCUAAAAGUUUUCCUUUUUCGGUUUAGUAUUUAAAAAAAAAUCCAAAUCCCAUUCAAAGUAGAAAAACUUAAAGAAACAUAAACUCAACUAUAAAUAUAGAUAAGUUAGACAUAACUCAAUUGCAUUAGUUGCUUGCAGUAAUUACUCCCUUCAUUGUUGUUCCCAAUUAGCAAAUUAAAAUGGUGAUUAGCCGUCAUUCAAAAAAAAUAACGAAGAUCAGAGGAACAAGAAAUAACAAACUCAUAAUGAAAGAGAAUUUUUCUUCUGCCAUUGAAUCACUUCCUAAUGAGUUACUUACUGAAAUUGUUGCAAGGGUUGCUUCUACUUCUUUUCAGAAUUAUAUCAAUGCUAAGCUAAGGUAUAUAUUUAUUUAUGUAUCUCAUAAUUCUAUCAAUCUUUCUACGAUGAGCAAUUUUUGUUGUUUUUUUCUAACCAAUCGAUAUUUUAGUUGCAAGGUUUUUCAUGAAGUCGCAAAUGAACGAUACGUCUAUCAAAAUGCAACGUUGGCAGAGUUUUCGAUAGAACCUUCGUGGGAGAAGGAAAAGCAAGAGAAGAUAAACAAAGUCGCUUCAUUCUUAGAGUUAUGCAGAGAAUGCGGGAAUACAGAAGCUUUAUAUAGAAAGGGCGUGAUGGAUUUCUUUAAAGAUGAUAUGCCAGAACUUGCAAGUGAAUUUCUGAAGAGAGCAGCAAAAGGAGGUCACAUUGGAGCAUUCUAUGUGAUUGGCAUAAUUAUGGUCUUUAUGGGGGCUGAGUUUAGGCAAAAAGGAGUAAAGUUGAUUGGCAACAUGAAAAAUACAAAGCAACUAAGGAAGAUAACAAGGGAGUGUCGAAAGCAGUUAAUUGAAAUCUUGACACAUAUUUGGGUGAAAAAUCCUUUAGUGUUGGGACAAAGACCCAAUCGUUGCACAAUUCAGCAUCAACGCAUUCACAGGAAUGGUUGGCCACAUGACAGUGAAGAUGAAGACGAAGAUAUGGAUGUUCAUUGUGAUGCUUGUAGCUGUGAUGUAGAAAUUGAUCAUAUCAUCAGUGUUUUACCUAAAGUUGACAUGUAUUAGCUACAUGACUUUAUCCCCUUUUCCCCCUUUCCUUACUUUUCUACUAUUGUAAUAUUGCGACUCUAAACUUUGUGCAUAAUUUAGUUUUAGUAAUGAAAUAAACCAUCUCUGGGAAACUAAACUUU
Messenger RNA from Solanum tuberosum (potato), 1283 nucleotides. Its product is annotated as putative F-box protein At1g67623. Bases 283 to 1158 code for a protein of 291 amino acids. The transcript has 2 exons. Lineage: Eukaryota; Viridiplantae; Streptophyta; Magnoliopsida; Solanales; Solanaceae. The record is from RefSeq and is a predicted model, not a curated record.